AUGAACGAGCACAUCAAGGUGUUCCUGCGAAUUAAACCUAACGUGGAAAAUCUGUCCAAGUUAAAAAGCGAAGACUGCGCCUUGUACAAAGUUAACAAUAACCAGUUGCACCUGUUUGAAAAAAAAAAAAGUUACAAUGAUACCAGCGAGCUGAAGACCAGGACGUUCAAUUUCAAUUACAUUUUCGACGCAGACGUUAAGCAGAGUGAUGUAUUUGAGUUGAUCGGGAAGAAUCUCAUCAACAACUUCGUCAACGGGUACAACAGCUCCAUCUUGGCAUAUGGAAACACCAACAGCGGGAAGACGUACACCCUCUAUGGGGACAGGACCGACUCGGAGAACAGGCAGCACCACGGGAUGAUUUACCUAUCGCUCAGCUACUUUUUCCAGUUGAAGAAAAGCACUGAAAUCUCCGUGUCCAUAGUGGAGAUCUACCUCGAAAAAAUCAGGGACUUGGGAAAGAUAUUCCAACUGUCGCAGAUGGCCACGACCACCGAUGACACCAUCAAGUAUUACUCACAGUUUCGCGAUAACAUAAUUAGAGAAGACGAAAAGGGGAAUACGUACGUGGAAAACAUCACCCUGCUGCCCAUAAAGAACAUUGACGAUGUCAAGAACAUCAUAAACCUAUGCUUUAAGUACAGGAAAACGCACGGCACCAAAAAAAAUUUGGUGUCCUCCAGAUCUCACUGUCUGCUGACAGUUUACCAGCACCGACUAGCCAAGGAAAAGGAACUCAUUUCGCAGAUAAACUACAUCGAUUUGGCUGGAUCAGAAAAAUUUAACGACAUAGAGAUGGUCAACAAGAAGGAACUCAUAAACAUCAACAACACCUUGUCUGUCCUCAACCGAGUGAUAAUUGCGCUAAGCACUCAGAACAAAAUUGGGAAAAAUCUGGACAAGGCAAAAGCAACGGACGAAUUAAAAGGUGAAGCCUGCUGUGUGGCUAAUGUGCACAUUCCGUAUAGGGACUCCAAGUUGACGAGGCUGCUGAAAAACAGCCUCAACGGGAACUCCUUCACGUACAUCCUCAUCUGCCUUAACCUGAACAGCCACAAAAUUGAAGAUUUUAUAAACAGCUUAAUAUUCGCAAAGAGGUGCAAAAUGAUUAAACAGAAAAUAAAAAAAAACAAAGUAGCCAAAUGUUCAUCCCAGUCAGACAGCGCCAGAAGUAACUCCUCUUCUGACGAAGACUCCUACGAAAGUUUCGAUUCCAGUGGCGAAAAAUAUCAUUUCUUAGCGCAAGAAAAUAAAAAUAAUGACCUUCCCCAUUUGGACGCACUUGCUUACACCAAAAGAAGGAACAAAUGCAGAGCAACGAAUAACAGCAUUGACGCAAUGAUAAACAAACUGCUAGUCCGAUUCACGCACAUCAUUAAGAGGAAACACAACGACCUAGUUAAACAGAAAAAUUCUGUAGCAAACAAUUUAAUUAAAAUGAUAAAGUUUGAGGAAAACAACCAGGAAGAGUUGCUCAGAAAUAAAAAUUAUUUCAAAAAAAUUUUGAAAAAAAAAAAAAAAGAAUUACUCAUAAACAAGGAACAUUUAAAUCGUCUUAUUCAUGCAAAGGGGGUUAAACCGAUCAACCUGAGGGAGUAUUCUCAGGGUGAACUUCCAGGACACAAACAUGCGGCAGCGGAUAUGGCAGACCAGCUCAGUUUAAAUCUUCCCGAUGAAUUACAUUCCACGGACAUUCAGGGCGGGGAAGAACACACUUCGCUCGCUGUCCAAAAGGAGGAGCAAAAUUUUGUGAACCAAGGGGGGAGUGGCACCCCCGUCUGGCAGGGCGACGUGCGGCAAAGUGGUCCAAACGAGAGUAGUCAAAAUGGAGACGUGGCUACAAAGGACGUGGCUACACAGGAUAUGGUUACAAAUGACAUAACUACACUUGAUAUGGCUACACUCGAUAUGGAGACGCGCCCCGUACCCUUUGCCGCUUCCACCGCUCCCACCGCUCCCACUGCUCCCACUGCUCCCCCCACCGAUGACGACCCGACCAAAGGCACAAAUGACAUCAAACGAACCCACGCAGACAUCGAUGAGCUAUUCCAAAUGGAGCUAAAUAAACUGAAUGAAAAAAUAAAAAUGCUAAUCAAAUUAAACUUUCGAAAUAUCUCCCUAUUUACAAACAUUGACACGUUAGCUAAUAUUCUUCAGAAUGUGUACCAAAAAAAAUACAGCGUCGUGCUGAGGAAUGGGAAAAAAACGCUCAACAUUACAAAUUACAAUUAUGAUGAAUUUAAAAAAUUGUGCGAGUUUGCUCCCCCAAAUCAGUCAGAGUUGGGUGACGACGACGCGCGUUUAGAAGGGCUCGAUCGGGAUAUAGUUUCCCUGUAUCGAAGGAUAAACGGAAAAAAAGCGACACACGGGGAGGUAGGCAGCUAG
Molecule: messenger RNA, 2385 nt
Organism: Plasmodium vivax (malaria parasite P. vivax)
Lineage: Eukaryota; Apicomplexa; Aconoidasida; Haemosporida; Plasmodiidae
Product: kinesin motor domain containing protein
Exons: 9
Coding region: 1-2385 (794 amino acids)
Biological process (GO): microtubule-based movement
Cellular component (GO): microtubule; kinesin complex
Molecular function (GO): microtubule binding; ATP binding; ATP hydrolysis activity
Source: RefSeq, a predicted model, not a curated record